AUGAUCCUGCUUGUUAUCCUAUUCGGCAUGUACCUGCUGGAACAAUCCGCAGAAGGCCGUGCCGUUGAACGAAAUCGUCUGUACAAGUGGAAUGGUGACCCCGAGCUGCUAUGGUAUCAGCGACAGGUUGUGGAUAAUCACAGAGGCGCGGAUUAUUUCGAACCAUGGUUUGUGACAAAACGUGAUGCCUAUGCCGACAUGCCUUGGGGAAGAAGACGUUGA
This is a messenger RNA of Echinostoma caproni, 222 nucleotides long. The record is from the annotation of a GenBank genome assembly. NCBI's taxonomy places the organism in Eukaryota, Metazoa, Platyhelminthes, Trematoda, Plagiorchiida, Echinostomatidae.